AUGUUAAUUACAAAUCAUCAAACAAGCCAAGCAAAUCUUUAUGUUGAAGAGAUCCGGUUUCCUCGUGAAUUAGAAAACAAAUACAUAGUAUCAGAUAAAAUACUCGGUAAAGGUUCUUUUGCUGUUGUAAAAGAAUGUACAGAAAAACGAUCCAAUAAAAAUUACGCAUUAAAAAUAAUCUUGAAGGAAUCGAUAAAAGUUCAUCAUAAAUAUAUAACAUCUUUACACGAUUUAUACGAGACUAAGGAUGGAGUGUUUAUCAUAACAGACUUGGCAUCUGGUGGAGAAUUGUUUAAUCAAUUAUUACUCAAAGGUUCAUAUACUGAAGAAGAUGCUGCAAAUCUGAUGAAACAAUUACUUGAAGGUGUUCAAUAUUUACACGAUUUGGAUAUAGUUCACAGAGAUUUAAAGCCCGAAAAUUUAUUAUUUAAAGAUAAAUCAGAUGAAGCAGAUAUAAUGAUAACAGAUUUUGGUUUAUCAAAGAUUUUAAAGAGUGAAGAUGAUGUACUGUUAACGGCAUGUGGAACACCUGGUUAUAUUGCACCAGAAGUUCUAUUGCAAGCUGGAUAUGGCAAACCUAUUGAUAUUUGGAGUAUAGGAGUGAUAAUGUAUACAAUGUUAUGUGGUUAUACACCAUUUUGGGGUGAAGAUCAAGCGGCUUUAUUUGAAUCCAUCAUGUCAGGUGAAUAUGAAUACGAAGAAGAAUAUUGGUCAGAAAUAUCGGAUUUAGCAAAGGAUUUAAUAGAUAAAUUGUUAACAUAUGAGCCUCAUAAAAGAAUAACAGUCCACGAAGCAUUGAAACAUCCUUGGUUCGAAUCAGCUAACAAAAUCAAUAUUCUUGAAAAGUGA
This is a messenger RNA of Entrophospora sp. SA101, 849 nucleotides long. Lineage: Eukaryota; Fungi; Glomeromycota; Glomeromycetes; Entrophosporales; Entrophosporaceae. The record is from the annotation of a GenBank genome assembly.